AACUUCAAUUUGACAUAUUGACAGAUCUAUCAAAACAAACCAUUGAAAAUACCAAAUAAAAUGGGUUAGUUCAUCUCAAACUGUUUAGAAAGACGUUUAAAACUUCUAACUGAACAUUAAUAUACAAAAAUGGAAGAAUAUAUCGGUUCAACUCUUACAAAAUUGAAAACAAAACAAUACAGCGAAUUAACAAUAGUAAUUGGCAAUGAAAGCUGUGAUCUAGACUCGGCAGUCAGCUGCCUAGUUUUUGCCAAUUUUUUAUACUGGCAACACAAUGAAAUGAAAUGUAAGGUUUGCACCAAGGAGUAUAGGGAUGGAUCUGUGGAUUAUAAGGAUGAAAUAUUUCUGCCAAUAUUAAAUGUUGAUAGAAAUGAUUUUCCUUUGAAAACUGAAGUUGCUUUCUUGUUUCGAGAGAAAGGGAUUAAUGUUGGUGAUUUGGUAUACAGAGACGAUUACGACUUACCCCAGUUACUGAAGAGUACAAAAUCGAAGGUAGUGUUGGUGGAUCAUCACGUUUUGGCGAACAAAGACAGUUUCUUAGCCGAGUAUGUCACCGAGAUCAUUGAUCACAGGCCAAUAGAUAAAUCUGGAUGGGCCUACAAGCCGGACACUCGCACCACGAUAGAGACUGUCGGCUCCUGCUGCACACUGGUGGCGCAGCGGAUAAAGGAUCUCAGCUCUCUGAUGGCUAAAGAUGUUCAAUACUUCAAUGCCUACCCGGUCUGCAGUGAGAUGUUGCAUGCAACAAUAAUACUGGAUACAGUGAAUUUCUCUAAAGAAGUGAAUAAGGGAACGCCGCAUGAUGAAGAGAUGACAUUGUUCCUCGAAAAUCUUUUGAAGCCAACUGAUUGCAAAGCAGAGAGGGAAAAACAACUGACCACAUUACUAGCGGCUAGGACGGACGUCUCGCAGCUGUCUGCGGCCCAGCUGUUGAGGAAAGAUGUGAAGAUUGUCGGAAAUGUGCUCGUGCCUAGCUUUCCUAUAUUGGUGGAGGAGUUCCUAAAUCGUCCUGAAGCUUUAAAGGCAGUGUCCGAAGCCCUGACUCAAACUAACUGUGACGUCGCUCUUCUCCUGGGUAUGGAUUUAAGUGAAGGCCUGAAGAGGGAUAUCGCUGUCUUCUCCAAUAGUAAUCCACAAAAAGCUGUGUUGUUAAGUAAAUUCCUGGAAGACUACACCUCCCCCCCGCUGGGCCUGUCCCCCCACCAGCUGGCCACGCCGGAGUGCCGCUACUACCGGCAGCGGACCCUCAGCGCGUCCCGCAAGCAGUACAUGCCGGCGCUGCACCGGUUCCGUGCAGUCUUGUGAUCCUUAAGUAAAUUCCUGGAAGACUACACCUCCCCCUCCCUAGGCCUGUCCCCCCACCAGCUGGCCACGCCGGAGUGCCGCUACUACCGGCAGCGGAACCUCAGCGCGUCCCGCAAGCAGUACAUACCGGCGCUGCACCGGUUCCGUGCAGUCUUGUGAUCUGUUAUUACAGUUUGUCGUUUACAAGGG
This is a messenger RNA of Spodoptera frugiperda (fall armyworm), 1494 nucleotides long. Its product is annotated as exopolyphosphatase PRUNE1. NCBI's taxonomy places the organism in Eukaryota, Metazoa, Arthropoda, Insecta, Lepidoptera, Noctuidae. The record is from RefSeq and is a predicted model, not a curated record. The transcript is spliced from 9 exons. Gene Ontology annotation, molecular function: exopolyphosphatase activity. Bases 130 to 1305 code for a protein of 391 amino acids. Gene Ontology annotation, cellular component: cytoplasm.